Molecule: messenger RNA, 2685 nt
Organism: Cryptosporidium ubiquitum
Lineage: Eukaryota; Apicomplexa; Conoidasida; Eucoccidiorida; Cryptosporidiidae
Product: WD40 repeat-containing protein
Exons: 1
Coding region: 1-2685 (894 amino acids)
Molecular function (GO): protein binding
Source: RefSeq, a predicted model, not a curated record
AUGAAUAAUGACAUUGAGUUAUCUGGGAUUUUUUCUUUACCUGAGAUUGACCGACUGAUAGGAGAGAAGGUCAUUUUUUCAUCAGUUCUUCAAAAUAGUGUUACAAACGAAAAUGAUCAAGAGUUGAAAGUAUUUAGUUACCCAAAUCAAAAUCUAUAUGGGUCUAUCUUAGAGAUAGAAUCAAUUCUGAAUAAAGUGUUUAACAAUGAUAAUUUUUCUAUGAUGGAUUCGUCUAUCUCAGAGAAUAAUGAAGGUAAUUUAAGCACUGAACUUCACCAAAAUGAAGGUUUAAAAAGUCAUUGUCUCUUGGAAGACGAUUCUAUUAGAGAGAACCAAAGCAUUUACAAUUGUGAAAAAAAGUUCCCAGAGACCCAAGCUGAAGAGACCUACGAUAAUUUAAAUGAGAACUCUGAAACAAAAGGUAUUGAUAAAAUCAAUGAAAUGGAACUUUUUAUGGAUGCUAACGGAAACUCAGCCGAAUCUGAGUUGGAAUCCAUGGAUGAUUAUACAACCUUUGAUUAUGGGUUUGAUGGAAGUGGAAUUAUUUCUUCGGUCGAGGACUGGGAAAGCGACGAUAAUUCAAUAAUUUUUAGAUAUAAUGAUAUGGUUUGGCCAGAAGAACCUUUAUUAGAGGACGAAGAGGUGGAAGUAAACGAGACAGCAAAAGACCCAAAUGAUGAGGAGCACCUGGAAAAGCAUAUGGACGAAGCUAAGUUUGAAGGUGAGAGUGAGGCUAAAGGAGGGGAUGAAGAAUGCAAUAAUGAAUGUGAGGAUAAUGAUCAAAUCUCACUUGCUGAAAAUAAUUUAAUUAAAGAAUCAGAAUUUGUUAGCAAAGAAAUUGAAAUUGGUAAAAUUGAAUCUAUAACUAUAAAUGAUGAAGCGGAUAAUGAUGAAAGAGAUAUUAUAUAUGUGAAAAGAAGGCCAGGGUCUGAAAGCAGCUACAAUAUUGAAGGAGGAAUGAUGCAUGUACCUUCAGUUGAGCAAGAGAUAGUACUGGAAAGAGUUACAGAAGAGAGCGUUGAGGCCUCUUCAUCUUCAACGAAAUUCAGGAAGUGGCUUUCAAAUAGCUCAGGAAAUUCCAAGCUUCACUCAUAUUUAGCGGUUUUUAGAGGAGAAAACUUUAAGGAAAGUUCUGCUACAUCAGGUUCAAGCACAUUUAGAAACAUUUUUAAGGGUGGAGGAGUUUUCAGAAGAGGUGGUUAUCUUCCAAGCUCUUCUUUUAAUUCAAAUUUGGUUACAAGUUUGGGAAAUAUCAUUAAUCAGGCGGAAAAGACCCACUGUAAAACUUUCAAAGGCGAGAAUUCGGAUAUAUCUCAAGCUACUAUCUCAAAUGGAGCUCAGGAAGCCAGAAGAAGUUUGAGGCAACGCACUCUUCCUAUGAAAAUAUCCACAAAGUACCAGAUUAACAAUAAGACAAGAAAAGCUCGGGAAAAUGAUGUUGGGUCGAUAUGGUUAAUAAGGGAAAUAUAUUUAUCUCUAACACCUCAAAUUCUAAAAUUAUCAAUGAGUAUGGAUGGAGAGUGGUUGAUUUUGGGAAGCCAAGACGGCAUUAUUCGGCAAUGGAAGUUUAAAGAAGAGGAUUUAAGGAAUUAUAGCAUGUUAUUGUCAUCAGCCUCACAAAUAGAACCAUUUUUUAAUGAAACUGAAGAUUUGAAUGUGCAAGCUCAUUCAAAUGCAAUCAUAUCUUUGCACUGGGAAAAUGAUGAAAGAAGCCACAGGUUUCUUUCGAGUAGUAUGGACAGAACAGUAAAGCUAUGGGAAGCAGGUUUUGCUGAACCAAAUGCAGUUAUAAGUUGCUCAGAUUGGCCAACCUCUGUUUCUUUCCAUCCUAUCCAAAAAAACAUUAUAUUUAUUGGUUCACUUGACGCCUCUGUUCAGAUUUUGAGGCUUAUUCCGAGUGAGGAUUCCUCUAAUAAAUUUCUUACCAAAAUUGUUGAAACUAUUAGAGUGCAAGAUUUACUCACGUCUUUAUCUAUUUCACCAAAUGGCAAAUACCUGGCCUGUGGAUUUAGGGAUGGCGGAGUUGCAUUUUAUGACGCCAGAACACUUAAAUAUAGAUGUGAUGUAGAUUGUAGAAACAGAAGAGGAAAGUCUUCAAAAGGCAGAAAGGUUAGCGGCAUUUCUUGGAAAAGAGAUAAUAAAAGUGUCUUGGUAACAACUAAUGACAGCAGGGUAAGGCUAUUUAAUUUGAGUGAUCUGUCAACAUUUGUCAAAUUUAAGGGACACAUAAAUGAAGAAACUCUUCUUUCUGCUCAAAUUUCUAAUGAUGAAAAAUUCAUUGUUUCUGGUUCAGAGAAUGGGUACAUUUGCCUGUGGGAUCUUCAACAGGAUUUUGGAAGAUCAAUUUUUGGAAUUCAUCACAAUAAAAGUAAUCCAAACGGCUCCAAUCUUCACUCUUCCGCCAUUAACAACCAAAUAUCUUUAAGGUAUGACAGGAUAAACAUUAGAAGAGGUCCCACACAACAUUGUGUAGACUCCUUCAAAGCAUUUGAUUCCUCUCUAACCUCUGCAAUACUUGCUCCUCCUUCUUUCUCCAAAAAGAUCAUUAAAUUCUUUAAAAUGAACCAUAAAAAUUCACUAAACUACCCUUCAUUCGGAACCUAUAUAAAUGAGAAGAAUGCUCAAAUAUUUAUUGCUGUAAACAGAAAUGGACAAAUCCGAUUUUUCAUGAAUAUUCCUAAUUAG